AUGAGAAAGGUGAACAAUGACAGCAUGUCCCCGCCGCGAGCGAUGACCCUGCUGGGCGCCGGGGGUCGCGAGCCGCCGGCGGGGCCCGCCCGGCACCACGCGCCCCUCAACCCGCCCUUGAUACCACGUUUUAUAAAAAAAAUCACGCUUAUUAGGCUAUAUCUACUAUUUCUACGAGUGAUAUCAUAUUUACGCAAAAGCUUACUACCGCAGGCGCGUGCGAACUUAAAUUUUCCAAAGCGUCCGCUUGUCAAAUUAAAAGCGGUUGUGAAUGUGUUUGCAUUUCGAACUAGUACAUUGUUUUGCGAUAUUAAAUCGUUGUUAAUAAAUGCUAUAGUGCAAUUAUUCGUUGUUGCCAAGUGUGUUGUGUGCGUGACGCGUGUUCGGGGUUGUGGGAUAAUAAUCCUGUUGCUCACGUUAAGCGGACUCUGUAAGUACAGCGACGGAAAGCGUGAUAAUGACUUGCAUAUUGGCGGAAUUUUUCCCAUGGAGGGUGAAGGAGGCUGGCAGGGCGGGCAAGCGUGCAAACCAGCUGCUGAGCUUGCUCUACUCGAUGUAAACGCAAGAUCAGACCUUCUGUCGGGAUUCAAACUACUUUUGCACAGCAACGAUAGCAAGUGUGAACCUGGCCUCGGAGCGAGUGUGAUGUACAAUUUACUGUACAAUCCCCCACAAAAGUUACUACUACUUGCGGGUUGUUCGACAGUGUGCACGACAGUUGCGGAGGCUGCGAAAAUGUGGAACCUCAUGGUUCUAUGUUACGGCGCGUCAUCGCCGGCCCUUUCGGACCGCGCGCGCUUUCCAACGCUCUUCCGAACACAUCCAUCUGCGACUGUUCAUAACCCAACAAGGAUUAAACUCAUGCAAAAGUUCGGUUGGUCACGCAUCGCUAUCCUGCAACAAGCUGAAGAAGUUUUUAUAUCAACUGUUGAAGACCUGGAAGCACAUUGCAAGAAGUCUGGUAUCGAAAUAGUAACGCGGCAAUCCUUCCUAUCAGAUCCUAGCGACGCGGUCCGAAAUCUACGUAGGCAAGAUGCAAGAGUUAUUGUUGGUCUAUUUUACGUGGUUGCAGCCAGACGAGUCCUUUGUGAAGUCUAUAAGCACAAGCUUUAUGGAAAAUCUUACGUCUGGUUCUUUAUUGGUUGGUAUGAGGACAACUGGUUUGAGACGAAUUUGGAACGAGAAGGCUUAGAAUGCACAGCGGAACAAAUGCGAGAGGCAGCUGAGGGCCACCUGACUACAGAAGCGCUUAUGUGGAAUCAAAAUGCCAAUCAAACUACUAUCUCUGGCAUGACGUCGGAAGACUUUAGAUCACGUUUAAACGAAGCACUACGCGAAGCCGGCUACAACAUCGAUGGGGAAAGAUUUCCAGAGGGAUAUCAGGAAGCGCCAUUAGCUUACGACGCUGUUUGGGCCGUGGCAUUGGCUUUCAACAAAACAAUGGAAAAACUCGAAAAGAACGGCUUGAGUUUGAAGAAUUUUACUUACACUAACAAGAAAAUUGCGGACGACAUUUACGAGGCUAUAAACUCAACGUCCUUCCUAGGCGUGUCGGGUUUAGUGGCGUUUUCAUCUCAAGGCGAUCGUAUAGCGCUGACUCAGAUAGAGCAGUUAACGGACAACCAUUACGUGAAGCUUGGGUACUAUGACACUCAAGCAGACAAUCUCACAUGGCUUGACCGGGAACGAUGGGUUGGUGGUAAAGUACCACCCGACCGCACGGUGGUGGUGAACGAACUGCGAACUGUCUCCUUGUCAUUGUUCGCCUGCAUGACAGCACUGUGCAUCGCUGGUAUUCUGGCAGCCAUCGGGUUAAUUGUCUUCAAUAUCUUUCACAGACAUAGACGAGUGAUCCAAUGGUCACAUCCGGCGUGCAACACUGUUAUGCUCUGUGGCUGUUGUGUCUGCUUCGGUGCUGCCAUAGCUCUCGGAGUCGACGGGCGAUGGGUUCAGCCUGAACAUUUCCCAGGCCUGUGCGCUGCCAGAGCAUGGCUUCUGGCGACCGGCUUCUCCAUGGCAUAUGGGGCAAUGUUUACAAAAGUAUGGCGAGUACAUCGACAUACAACCAAACCAAAGCCAGAUACUAAGAAACGCAUGCACGGAUGGAAGCUGUACACCAUGGUAGGUGGUUUACUCGUUGUUGACGUCGCACUACUGACUGCCUGGCAGCUGCGUGACCCUCUACAGAGACGAGUAGAAAUAUUUCCUCUGGAAGCGCCGAGGCACCACGAUGACGACGUCCACAUCCGACCCGAACUGGAACAUUGCGAAAGCGAGCAUAACACUGUUUGGCUAGGAGUUAUGUAUGGCUACAAAGGACUGGUGUUAGUUUUUGGACUAUUCCUUGCAUAUGAAACUCGCUCAGUUAAAGUGCGGCAAAUUAACGAUUCUCGAUAUGUCGGCAUGAGUAUCUACAACGUUGUGGUACUGUGCCUCAUAACAGCGCCUGUGACACUGGUGAUAGCGAGCCAGCAAGAUGCAGCCUUCGCGUUUGUUUCGCUUGCCAUCGUAUUCUGCUGUUUUCUAAGCAUGGCGCUUAUAUUUAUACCCAAGGUGAUAGAGGUGAUACGUCACCCGACGGAACGCGCGGAGAGUGGCCGGGGGUCGGGUUCGGGCUCCGCACCCGCUGAUGAGGAACGGUACCGAGAGCUCGUGAAAGAAAAUGAGGAAUUGCAGAAACUUAUUGCUCAGAAGGAGGAAAGAAUUCGAGUGCUGAAACAGAAGCUGGCAGACCGAGAAGCAGCGGCCGCUGACGGAGUGACGCAAGGUACGGGGGCGGUAAUAGCUGACCUCGCCACCGCCACCUCUGACUACGGCACAUCCACAAACUACACUAGAUCUUCCCGCGCUUCCGUAUCUGACUUAGACUUCUCAGAAAGCUACCUCUAAACUCCUAUGCCUAUAUUACAAGUGAGGAAAUAAGCGAACGUUGUUGAUGUUAUAGGAAAAACAAUAAAUACUGUUUCUGUUUUUUUUUUGUGUUUGCAAUGCAUAAAUUAUUGCGGAUUAUGUUUACUGCAAAUAUAAUAGUAUGACUAUAUAAUAUUACUUUUGCUUAUUCACAAUACGAGUGGCAACGCACGAUUGUUAUUUGCUCUAUAAAUUCAAAUAUAUACGUGUUAUCUGAAAAGUAAAACAUCAAUAGCAACCUUGAAACUUGAUAAUAAUUUAACAACGACGACUUUUAAUAACGAAUGACGUUAAUGUUUCUCUGUUAAAUUAAUUUUUAAGAUUAAACUUUUAAGUAGUAAAAAAAUAUCAUGGAA
This is a messenger RNA of Melitaea cinxia (Glanville fritillary), 3266 nucleotides long. RefSeq names its product gamma-aminobutyric acid type B receptor subunit 1 (gene GABA-B-R1). Gene Ontology annotation, biological process: G protein-coupled receptor signaling pathway; gamma-aminobutyric acid signaling pathway. The transcript has 14 exons. Bases 1 to 2889 code for a protein of 962 amino acids. Gene Ontology annotation, molecular function: G protein-coupled GABA receptor activity. Lineage: Eukaryota; Metazoa; Arthropoda; Insecta; Lepidoptera; Nymphalidae. The record is from RefSeq and is a predicted model, not a curated record. Gene Ontology annotation, cellular component: G protein-coupled receptor heterodimeric complex; membrane.